CGAACCCUGGCAUUUGCUUCACGGUGUUUGGCUGGGUGUCUGUUGUAUUGUAGAGGUUGUGGUUUUGGUUCGGGGUUGUCAUGAAACUGGCUGUGGCCCUGACUAGCUGAUCGUAAAGACUUCUAUAAACCUGGAUUGUUGGGUGGUAGUCAGCGAGUUGAAGUACGGGUGGGUAGCAGCUGGUGUCUUAAAUAGGACAGGCUCCCUGCUGUCGCCAUGAUCCUGCUCAGCACUCUGAGAGGUGCAGCUGCACCAACCAGGGCAGCCCUGGCUAGAGGCAGUCUUCAGCAUACACGCCAGAUGAGCGAUCACCGCACGAUGAACAUCACGGCGUCGCGCUUCCAAUGGAACAAGUUCAAGGACAUGCUGCACCUGUACGUGGUCGGCACGGCCGUGCCGCUGCUGGGCGGCAUCUUCCUGUUGAACGUGUUCGUGGGGCCGGCCACGCUGUCCGAGCUGCCGGAGGACAGGACCCCCGAGGAGUACGAAUACCACAAGUCGCCCAUUACGCGCUUCCUGGUGCGCUACUUCUGCGCCGGCAGGCAGAUGGAGUAUGAGAAGGGUAUGCAGUACCUCUGGGAAGUGGAGCACAAGCGGCAGCUCAGGAAAAUCGAGGCGCGCGUGCGCGAGCUGAUGUCGGAGCGGGGCGACUACAAGGCCUGGUACUUCGCGCCGGACGCCACCAGGAAGUACCAGCGCAUCGUGCGCAAGGAGACCGAGGAGCUGUACGAGAGGCGACCCGCCUAGACCACGAGCGGUGCUGUACAGACAGCCGCGCGGGCUGUAGCCGAGGUGGUGCGUGUUUUGAUGCAAUAUAUGAGGGAUGCGGUGAGCGGUGC
This is a messenger RNA of Pollicipes pollicipes, 839 nucleotides long. RefSeq names its product NADH dehydrogenase [ubiquinone] 1 beta subcomplex subunit 5, mitochondrial. The record is from RefSeq and is a predicted model, not a curated record. The coding region runs from base 217 to 747 and encodes 176 amino acids. Gene Ontology annotation, cellular component: respiratory chain complex I. Lineage: Eukaryota; Metazoa; Arthropoda; Thecostraca; Pollicipedomorpha; Pollicipedidae. The transcript is spliced from 4 exons.